ACCCGGUGGACUAGCUGCGGCUGCCCAGUCGCCAACUCGCGUGCGACCCGCGCUCCGCCCGCCGCCGAGAGAGUCGCCGGCGCCGCCUGUGACCUCUUGAGGCUGGCAUGCAGGAUGGCAGGACAGCCCAGCCACAUGCCCCAUGGAGGGAGUCCGAGCAACCUUUGCCACGCGUUGGGGCCUGCACCCCCUCCAGACUCACAGAGGCACCCCAACAUGCUGUCUUUUCGCUGCUCGCUGGCAGACUUCCAAAUUGAGAAGAAGAUUGGCAGGGGGCAGUUCAGUGAGGUUUACAAGGCCACCUGCCUGCUGGACAGGAAGACAGUGGCACUGAAGAAGGUGCAGAUCUUUGAGAUGAUGGAUGCCAAAGCCAGGCAGGACUGUGUCAAGGAAAUUGGUCUCCUAAAGCAACUGAACCAUCCAAACAUCAUCAAGUAUCUGGACUCGUUCAUCGAAGACAACGAGCUGAACAUUGUGCUGGAGCUGGCUGAUGCGGGCGACCUCUCACAGAUGAUCAAGUACUUUAAGAAGCAGAAACGGCUCAUUCCCGAGAGGACGGUGUGGAAGUACUUUGUGCAGCUGUGCAGCGCCGUGGAGCACAUGCACUCCCGACGUGUGAUGCACCGAGACAUCAAGCCUGCCAACGUGUUCAUCACAGCUACGGGCAUUGUGAAGCUUGGCGACCUCGGCCUGGGACGCUUCUUCAGCUCCGAGACCACUGCGGCCCACUCACUAGUGGGAACACCAUACUACAUGUCACCUGAGAGGAUCCAUGAAAAUGGCUACAACUUCAAGUCAGACAUCUGGUCCCUAGGCUGCCUGCUGUAUGAGAUGGCAGCUCUGCAGAGCCCCUUCUAUGGAGACAAGAUGAAUCUCUUCUCCCUUUGCCAAAAGAUCGAGCAGUGUGACUACCCACCUCUCCCGGGGGAACACUACUCUGAGAAGCUUCGGGAACUGGUCAGCAUGUGUAUCUACCCUGACCCUGACCACCGACCUGACAUUGGAUAUGUGCACCAGGUGGCUAAGCAGAUGCAUGUCUGGACCUCCAGCACCUGAAUGCAACACACCUCAUCAAAGCCAAACAUCACUUGUCUUACUCGAGUCCUCUCCCCCAAGUGGUACCUAGAAGCCUCCACGGCCAAGACCAGAGGGCUCAGCUGGCUCCCAUAGGUGGCUGCUCGGCCACUGCGCUGAAAACAGCUGUGUUAUGGUCAAACUCCAAAGUCCUUUCUUUGAACUGUUGCAGACAAUCUAAGCUGGUCUAUUAGUGGGGGAAGAGGCUUGGCAGUCACUGAAGCCCCUUGUUCCAACUGAAAUGUGAACCUCUGCCUGGCUGCUUCAGACCUGUCCAGGCCCACAAUGUCAGGAGACUUGAAAGGAGCUGGGUGACUGGUGUGUGGUGAGCCUUUGCAAAUGGUUAGCACCAGUUGGUUUAGUUCUUAGUACCUUCCCAUACAAUCAGUCUGAGUGCUUCAUUUACUCUUUUGUAAAGGGAGACAAUGAAAAUAAUGGUUUAGAGUAGAGAUUUCACUAAUAUUUUCUCUGCAUUUUCUAACUUGUUAAGUGACAGUGAGGAGCACCCAGUGUCAGGUAUUGUGAGGCAAGUGGCAUCUGGGAGAUAGGGUACUCCACUAUCUUCUGAGCCCUGCCAGAUACCAUCCCCUGCUGGAAUGCUAUGGCUCACUUUAGGAUCAGUGUGGAGCAUUUUCAUGGGGGGAAGACAGCAAGAAAACUCCAAAAGCUUUGAUCUCAAAGCUUUAAAAACUUUUUAAAAUUUUAUUCUUUAAAAAUUUUGGUUCUCUAUCUUCCUAGUAACUUGGGCCUUUCUGAGCCUUCAUUUCCUCAUCUGCAAAUGGGACUAAUAAGGUAUCUAUCUUCCAGGUGGCUGACAGAAUUUAAAACAAAAAAUGUUACUUAGGUAUGGCAGCCUAAGCUUGUUAUCCUAGCACUUGGGAGGUAGAGGCGGGCGGAUCAAGAAUCCAGCGUCACCCUCAGCAACACAGGAAGUUUGAGACAGGACUGGACUACAUAAGACCCUAUCUCAAAAAUAACAACAAACAAAUAAGAUGCAAAUUAGCUAGCAGGUAACCCAAAAAUACAACCUGUCACCCCUUCAGAAUACUCAAGCCAUGGACCAUUGGAGUCAAGAAUUAAAAUUACAGCUGUAUUAUGUGCAGGAAAUCCAGAAAUAUGUUCAUUUACUUUUUGUUCCCAAUAGGAUUAACUGUGAAGACUAACUUAUAAAUGUGAAUUUAAGGAAACUUAAGUGCUGGCGGAAACAGUCUGAAUUUGUUCUUGUAUGCCAGUGGUUCUCAAUUGUGGGCCCAGACCCCUUCAACAAACCUGUCUCCCAAAAUAUAUCCAUUAUGAUAAAAUUACAGUUAUAUAGUA
Psammomys obesus (fat sand rat) is the source of this 2391-nucleotide messenger RNA. It is a transcript of the gene Nek6, whose product is annotated as NIMA related kinase 6. The record is from RefSeq and is a predicted model, not a curated record. Gene Ontology annotation, molecular function: protein kinase activity; ATP binding. The transcript has 10 exons. Gene Ontology annotation, biological process: protein phosphorylation. NCBI's taxonomy places the organism in Eukaryota, Metazoa, Chordata, Mammalia, Rodentia, Muridae. The coding region runs from base 115 to 1056 and encodes 313 amino acids.